AUGCAAAUAUAUGAUUUCUUUCUGAAGAGUAUCGAAGAAGAACACUUUACUCCAAACCAUACAAUGGAAGACACAUGUGCAUUGAAUGACGCGAAACACAUAUGCAAUCGCCCGACUUUCCAGGUUUUCCCGUCUUUAUUCGAUUUGUCCCCCAAAUUAUUACAUCAUAUUUUUGAUUAUUGCGAUACUCAAACAAUUCUUCGUUCAAUUCGUUGUGUUUGCAGAAAAUUUUACAAUAGUGUUAAUAUUUACAAUCGAUUUGAAUUAAAAUAUCCUAUAGCUUCAAACUGGAAUUUGGAAAAUCUUGCUCAUGCGAUUCAACUUGACAGAUUCACUUCACUAUUUAUUUUCGGUGAUCCAUAUAAAGAAUAUUUCUUUAGCGAUAAAUGGAAAAUGCCUGAUAGGUUUAAUCAAUUUAUGCGACUUCGUUCAUUGACUUUUUAUCAUGUUGAUUGUGAAACAGUAGAGAGUAUCGUUAAAAGAAUUCCAACUGAUCAUUUAACUUCUCUGUCAAUCUAUACAGAGAGUGAAGAAACAUAUGAUCUUCAACAAUUAAGAAUGCUUCAAUGCAAUCUUCGAAAGUUCGCUAUGAAUGGUGCAGAUAUACAAAGUUAUAAAGAACAUAUUUCAGGGCCAAUCACCGACCAAUUAGUAUAUUUGGAGGUCGGUUUGUGUCGUUUUGCUGAAUAUGUUAGUUUUAUUCAUGAAAUGCCUCAUUUACGAACAUUGAUCAUAAAAGAUUGUCUUCUGGAUGAAAAUUACCAAGACAAAAUCAAUGAAUUGUCCCAAUCGCAUACUUCAUUAUUAAAAUCACUUACUAUGAAAAAGUGUUCGGCAUUUUUAGAAGAAUUAGAAUCUUUAUUUUCACUAACACCAAUACUUAAUCAUUUGGAACUAAUCUUUAAUGGCUGCGUAUUUGAUUCUCCACUAGAUGGCCAUCAUUUAGCGCAAAUUCUCAAAACCAGAUUACCGCUGCUAAAUGACUUUAGAUUUUUCUUUUCCUAUUGUUAUCUGCAUCUCAAGAUACCAGAACAUUUGUUGAUAAAUACGAAACCAAUAAUAACUCCAUUUCAAACACCAUUUUGGCUCGAGGAAAAACAUUGGUAUGUUACUUGUGAACAUAUAUACUCUUAUGAUUCAAUUGUCUUAUAUACAACACCAAUUCUACCUGUCAAUGAAGAUUAUAUUGACUAUAUUCGUCAUGUUCUGUAUAAACUAGGAAAUAGAUUUAGCAAAAUGCCAUCUCGUCAAAGAAGAUCAGUAUUUCAAAAUAAUCCCUAUCCACGCGCCUCUCCAUUAGAUAAAGCCAUAAGAUCAUCAGAUUGCCGGCAAUAUAAAGAAAGUGGACCAGAAAGAUGUAAAAUCUCGAUCAAAGACAAUAUUUGUCAAUUGUCCUACAAAUUUUUUGAUCAUAGGACUAAAGACGAGACACCAUCGUUAUUGGAUUUCGUAUGCAAUGGUAAUUGUGAUAACCGAUUACACGAUAUUGCGGUUGCUUUAGCAUAUGGCGAUACAUUUUCUGUAUUGGAUUUAUCAAAUAAGGGCAUCAAAGAUACCGAAGUUCAAUAUCUUGCUAAUGCUUUGAGACAUAAUAAAACAUUGAAGAUAUUAAAUCUUAGCAAAAAUCAAAUUGGAGAUUUAGGAUUUCAAUAUCUUCUUGAAAGUUUAGAACAGCAUACAACAUUUACGUCGUUAAACAUCAACGGAAACCAAAUCGGUCAUUUUGCACUGAAAUAUCUGCUAACAACUUUGCGACACGUCAAAACAUUUGUUGAAUUAAAUCUUGGUUCUAAUCAAAUCGGUGACAAAGGAACGGAAAUUCUUGUUGAUAUUUUGCAAAAUCCGGAGACGAGUUUAACCACAUUAAUUAUUUCCAACAAUCAAAUAACCAUUUAUGGAGUUCAAAUUCUUUCUGAUGUACUCAGAUACAAUAAAACAUUGAUUAAACUGGAUCUCAGUCACAAUCAAAUCAAUGCUCGAGGAGCACAACAUCUUGCAACUGCAUUGGAAUUCAAUAAUACACUCACACAUUUGAAUCUAUCGAAUAGUUUGAUCGAAAUCGAAGGUAUAAAGUAUUUCAGUAAUUUGUUACAAGAAAAUAAAACACUUACCAAAUUACUUCUUGCGAAUAAUGAAAUCGGAGAUGUCGGAAUACAAUAUUCUAGCGAUGUUUUACGAAACAACACGGCGUUGACAACUAUCGAUUUUAGUGAUAAUAGUAUUGGAUAUCAAGGAGUGUUGUAUUUUAUUGAUGCCGUAAAAAUGAAUAAAGCAUUAAAAACGAUCCAUUUCGGUGGAAAUGCAGUUUCAGAUGAGAUAUCCAAUGAAUUCAAAUCAAUCCAGAAAAAACAAAAUAUUCAAAUAAUUUUGCGAUCAUCAUCAUCUUUUUAUUUUUAA
Adineta ricciae is the source of this 2397-nucleotide messenger RNA. NCBI's taxonomy places the organism in Eukaryota, Metazoa, Rotifera, Eurotatoria, Adinetida, Adinetidae. The record is from the annotation of a GenBank genome assembly.